Molecule: messenger RNA, 1073 nt
Organism: Heteronotia binoei (common prickly gecko)
Lineage: Eukaryota; Metazoa; Chordata; Lepidosauria; Squamata; Gekkonidae
Gene: PTRHD1
Product: peptidyl-tRNA hydrolase domain containing 1
Exons: 2
Coding region: 370-879 (169 amino acids)
Molecular function (GO): peptidyl-tRNA hydrolase activity
Source: RefSeq, a predicted model, not a curated record
CUAUCCGCCAAACCUACCUCACAAGGUUGCUGCUGUAAGGACAGAGCGGCAGAGAACCAUGUGACAAGCCGCUGUGGGUUCCGAUUGUGGAGAAAAGCGGGAUCUAAAUAAAUCAAACGAUCAAUAAACGAAGCCUCGGCCCAGCCUGCCCUUCUGCGCGCGCCUUCGAAACUCCCGCCGCUCUUUUAAAACCGUCAUCAGCAACGGCCCACGUAAGCACCGCCUUUUCCCGACACGCCUUGCGCUCAACGAAUCCUCUCAUCUUAUGCUUGAGGAGGAAUCCAGAGACGCAAGAUUUUUAAAGAAAAAAUCGUUUAUGGUCAGAAAUGGUGCUUCGCGUAACAAAAUAUAUUUCUAUAUAUCUAGCGAAUGAUUUUUCUUUAUCCGUACAGCAAGAUGGCUGCCUUCAUUGUUUCACCCUUCCGUACGGUAAUAAGACAAUGGCCCUCCGUCGGGCGCCGCACAACACAGCAACCACUUUCCCAGCAUGCCUUGUGUACUCCGUACGACAAGAUGGCGGUGCGCGCUCUAGUGCAGUACGUGGUGCUCAGGGGGGACCUCCGAUGUGAGCCGCUCUCGUGGCCCUUGGGCGCCCUCGUAGCACAGGCCUGUCAUGCCGCCCUGGCGGUGACGCAUGCUUACUACGACCAUCCUGACACCGGCACCUACUUGGCCCAGGGCGGCAGCAUGAGAACCGUCGUGCUGGAGGCACCAGAUGAGAGUGCUCUGACAGCAUUAGCAGAGGCCCUACAGCAAAAUGGAAUUGAUCAUAAAGUGUGGACAGAACAGCCUGAAAACAUUCCCACUUGCAUUGCCCUCCGCCCUUACCCUAAGGAAGAUGUGCACCGGCAUCUGAAGAAAUUCAAACUGCUGAAAUGAUCAUCCUUUCCUCUGGCCUUUGUGCAGGUUUGACUAAGAGAGACAAGUUUUCUCUGGGACUUUGCAAUGUAGCAGGAUCACUGGAAGGCACAAGAACUCCUUGGAGAACCACAGUCUCACUGCAUGUUGCUGGCAACUAUAUUCUGUUACCCAAAGUGUUCUGAUAGAGAGAAUUAAAGAUGUGCUUAUUCAUA